AUGCCGAAGUGCAUUAAGAUGGAUCGUUUCCGAUAUAUAACCAAUGAAGCUUGGCGUGCUUUAAUAGCAAUCGAGAUGGGACUAAAAAAUCACGAAGUCGUGCCUCCAGAGUUAGCACUUAAAAUUUCUCACCUUAGACGAAGUUGUAUCGGCUUCAGCCAUCUAGUUCAAGAACAGUUAAUACUAAAUAGGUUGGUAGCCUACGAAACUGAUAACAAACAUUCGAUGAAAGGAUAUCGUCUUACCAACCUGGGCUACGACUACCUUGCUCUUAAUCAAUUUUUCAAAUCAGAACAAUUGGAAAGUCUAGGAACAAUGAUUGGAGCUGGAAAAGAGUCUGAUGUCUACAUUGCUGCUGCUGGUGCACGAUGUGGGCGUUCGUCAGAUGGCUCAGAAGGCCCUUUGGUUGAUUUCCCAAACGAAGGAGAUCCAGUCGUUGUUAAAUUUCACAGACUUGGGAGAACGUCUUUCAGAAAAGUAAAAGAAAAACGAGAUUAUCAUCAACACAGAAGUAGUUGCUCUUGGUUGUAUUUGGAUCGUCUAGCAUCUAGACGCGAGUUCGUUAUGAUGCAGAGCCUUCGGAGUAAUGGUAUCCCUGUUCCUAUCCCUUACACCCACAACCGAAAUGCUGUCGUCAUGUCAUAUAUUGCUGAUAGUCUGCCACUUUACAGAAUACUUCCGAGUAUUUUGAAUUCCAAUGAGUCUGCUUUUGCACGGUCACUUUACUACCAAGCCAAAAACAUAUUGGAAAGAAUUGCUUCUCUUGGUCUUGUUCAUGGUGAUCUUAAUGAGUUUAAUCUGAUGGUUUCCGAUUUGGACCCUGAAGAAAAUACGGAGAUUAGUAAUCCCAAGCUGGUUCUUAUUGACUUCCCUCAAAUGAUCAGUCGUGACCACAAACUAGCUGACACCAUAUAUGAACGAGAUGCAGAAGGUGUUGUCAACUUUUUCAGCCGUUAUUUCGAUAUUCCACUCAACGAUCUACCAUCUUCCCUCGAUUCUAUAAAACGAGUUGAUUAUGUCGACGUGCAUUUAAAAGCUCCGGGUUACAUCUCCAAGAAUGCUACCAACCGCCAUUCUAAACAUACAAUAGAAGAUUCACUCUUAGGUUCAGUUGCUCGACUUCAAUUAUCAUCAUUGGAAAAUAGCGAAGAUGAAGAAAAUACCUGUGACUCUGAUUCGGAUAGCAUCGAUUCUACUACGGAUUCUCAAGAAAAUGAUCAGUCGCAGAUUGAAGAUGAUGAUAAAUCUAAUUUAGAGGAAAUAAACUACAAUAAGAAUAAUAAAAAGGAUAUUAACAGUGUACAAGAGACAAAAAUUACAACGAAACCUGCCUUGAUUACUGUUGAGGAAAUUCGUGAGCGUAAUCGUCGUGAAAGAAGACAUCAAAAACAAGUUGACUUCAAUCGUCAAAUCAAACGUCAUAAUCGCGCUGCUAUAAAACGUCAGGGUCGUCUUAAUAUGAAAGCUGAAGCAUUACUUUUUGGAUAG
Molecule: messenger RNA, 1488 nt
Organism: Schistosoma mattheei
Lineage: Eukaryota; Metazoa; Platyhelminthes; Trematoda; Strigeidida; Schistosomatidae
Source: the annotation of a GenBank genome assembly